Molecule: messenger RNA, 1691 nt
Organism: Hevea brasiliensis (rubber tree)
Lineage: Eukaryota; Viridiplantae; Streptophyta; Magnoliopsida; Malpighiales; Euphorbiaceae
Product: NAC domain-containing protein 30
Exons: 4
Coding region: 213-1166 (317 amino acids)
Biological process (GO): regulation of DNA-templated transcription
Molecular function (GO): DNA binding
Source: RefSeq, a predicted model, not a curated record
UGUCUGUUCCUAUACAAAACCUACCUCUACACAUUCGUCUCCUUCCCAUUCUAAAGGCUCUCACUCACUCUCUCUUGUUUUUCUUUACAAUAACAUUCACGCAACAAACAUCUUCAAUUCUCUCAUCUUCUUCUUCUUCUUCUUCUCUAGCUUUUUCUCUGAUCUUGGAUCAGUUCAAGAACAAGCUGACUGAGACUGAAAGAUUACUAUCAAUGGAGAUGGAAUCGUGCGUCCCACCAGGCUUUAGAUUUUACCCAACAGAGGAAGAACUUGUGGGUUACUACCUCAAGAGAAAGAUUAACUCAUUGAAAAUUGAUUUAGAUAUUAUCAUUGACAUUGAUCUCUACAAAAUAGAGCCAUGGGAUAUCCAAGCAAGAUGCAAGCUAGGGUAUGAUGAACAAAACGAGUGGUACUUCUUCAGCCACAAGGACAGGAAGUAUCCAACGGGAACACGGACUAACAGAGCCACUGUUGCUGGAUUUUGGAAGGCAACAGGAAGGGACAAGGCCGUGCUUUCAAAGAAUAAAAUUAUAGGGAUGAGAAAGACCCUGGUUUUUUACAAGGGCCGUGCACCCAAUGGAAGAAAAACUGACUGGAUCAUGCAUGAAUAUCGACUCCAAACAUCUGAGCAUGGACACCCUCAGGAAGAAGGAUGGGUUGUCUGUCGAGCAUUCAAGAAACCAAUCCCUAACCAAAGGCCAAGUUAUAUUGAAGCUUGGGAUAAUCAUGCUUAUUGUGCCAAUAUUAGGCCUCCAUCAUUUUCAGAUACACUAACCACUACACAUAUGGCCAUUCAUCCGAAUCAAACUGCAAGUUUUCAUCAGCAGCUGCCCUUUGGCUCGGACCCAGCAGAUCAGCUGGUUUCCAGCCAUCCAUUUUUGGAGAAUAACCAGCUCAUUGAUCUCCCACAACUAGAUAGCCCUAAUACACUUUCAACAAGCUUUGCAACCAAAGAAGGUUUCCACAAUAACAAUGGUGUUUCUAGUGAAGAUUUCGAUGAACAAAGGAGCAAUAAUAGCAGUACCCAGUUCAUUGACUGGAAAAAUUUAGAUAGUUUACUUGCAUCGCAAGUGAACAAUUCAACCUCCUCUUUUCCUGCGCCAAAUUUAUUGCCACAGAGCUAUGAGCUCAGCCAUUUUCCUGGUUGCUUUCCUGAUUCACAAUAACGAGAAAACAAAAAGAUUAAGGGAAAGACCCUAUACCACUUAUUGCUGCAUACCCCAUAUCGUAGAAUAAUAAGCGCUGUAGUAGAAGCUAAGUUCAAGGUCCAUUGUAGAAGGUAUCCAAGAAGAAAUUGCAAGCUGAUCAUUAUCAUGUAAGUAGAAGAGGAAGUAGAAGAAGAUAACAUAUGAAUUUGUUGUGAUUAAGAGGGAAGAGUUCACAUAUUGAGUAUCUUCCCCACAAGUUUUAGAGUCAUCAAAAGGUGAAGCUGUUAACUCACUUUUCUUAAUUACGUCUGGUUAAUUAUGUUUUUAUUUCAUAAUUGUAAAUGGUUUAUCAUUGCAUUUGCAUGCAUAUAUGUACUUAUGAUCUUGUUUUUCGUCACAAUCAAUGUUGUAUUCUGUACUAAUCAUAAUGUUUCUCUAGCCGUCUUUCUUUUUUCAUUCUUGCUAGACUUUGUUUGGUGAUGAUUAUAUUUACUUAUUUGUACUUAUGUCGACAUUUCUUCCUCUUCUUUCAAUUUUUUUUUU